Messenger RNA from Bolinopsis microptera, 2215 nucleotides. RefSeq lists its product as uncharacterized. Bases 183 to 1652 code for a protein of 489 amino acids. Gene Ontology annotation, biological process: ammonium transmembrane transport; ammonium homeostasis. The transcript is spliced from 11 exons. The record is from RefSeq and is a predicted model, not a curated record. Gene Ontology annotation, cellular component: plasma membrane. NCBI's taxonomy places the organism in Eukaryota, Metazoa, Ctenophora, Tentaculata, Lobata, Bolinopsidae. Gene Ontology annotation, molecular function: ammonium channel activity.
AGUUCUUUUAGCUAUGUAAGCAGACUCGCAUACCCGGAAUUUUCGCUAAACCCGUUGUUUCUUAAAACAAAACGGCUCCGCCUCCAGGCUCCGCGAGCUAUACAAACAAAAAAAGGAUUUGGAUGGCCCCGAAACUUUGAACUGCUACAACGUGUCCUAGUUUGGAAGAAUUAUCGGAAACAAUGGCGGAAACUUUUGACGGUUUAACACUGCAAGUUAACGGAGAAACUGCUGACGUUACCUGGAAACAGAUCGCAGAUAUGAUCGGUUACAACGCAUCAGAGAUAAAAGAACUAAAGGAGACGGGGGAACAUACCAAAAACGCUGUUAAUAUCUCAUGGAUGAUGAUGGCAACCACCUUAGUCUUCAUCAUGCAGGCUGGGUUCACAAUGGUUGAAGUGGGUUCUGUUCGGAUAAAGAACACAAAAAGUAUUCUAGUAAAGAACCUUCUGGAUGCAUGUGUGGGAAGCGUUAUGUUCUAUAUCUACGGGUGGGCCUUCUCAUUCGGCAAGGGCAACGCUUUUUUAGGAUACAACGGGUUCGUUUUGAUGUCAGGAUUUAACAGAGACGGAACUGAAAUUGUGGACCCCUACCAAUACGCUCUGUGGACCUUUCAAUACACGUUCUGUGCAACAGCUUCUACAAUCGUAUCAGGAGCUGUAGCAGAGAGGACCCAACUAUUUGCAUAUCUGGUUUACACAUUCUUCCUUGUGACAGUAAUCUACCCGCCGGUAGCUCAUUCGAUCUGGACGGAUGAAGGGUGGGCCAGCCCAUACAACCCUAACCCCCUAUUUGGUGUUGGAGCUAUAGACUUCGCAGGGGGUGUGGUGGUACACGUGGUGGGAGGGACUUGUGCUCUUAUUGGAAGUAUUCUCGUCGGUCCUAGACAGGGCAGGUUCGUGAAGAAUAGCAAGAUCGUCAAGCAGAAUGCUGUCUUCCAGGUUUUAGGAACACUGCUACUCUGGUUCGGUUGGUACGGGUUUAAUUGUGGCUCCACGAUGGGUCUAGGCGAGAACCUGUCCAACUCUGCUGCAAAGAUCGGAGUAGCUACCACUCUCUCAGCUUCCUCCUCUGGAACUACAACUAUCCUUCUCAACUUCUUCCUGGAUAGAAGGUUUGAUCCGGCAGUCGUUUGUAACGGGAUAUUAGCAGGGCUCGUCAGUAUCACAGGAGGGUGUGCAGUGGUGGAGCCUUACGGUGCCUUUAUCAUCGGAGUUAUUGGAGCUCACGUUUACUACUUCGGCUCAAAGUUACUGGUAAACUUGAAGAUAGAUGACGUGGUAGAUGCCAGUCCUGUUCAUCUUGGUUGUGGUAUUUGGGGAGCCAUAGCAACAACAUUCUUUUGUCAUCCCAUAACGUUUCGUGACUCUUUCAGUAAAAUCACUAAUGUUGACAACGGAUACGGGGUGUUUUACGAUGGAGCAAAAGGUGGAAAACUCCUUGGUGCUAACUUGGUGUUCCUCAUUGCCGCCAUUAGCUACGUCUCUGCCAUCGCCGCCCCAAUGUUCUUCGUUCUCAAGAUGCUGCGACUGUUGCGUAUAAACAAUAUUGAGGAGAACAAGGGACAAGAUAAAGUCAUGCACGGUGGUGUUGCGUACGAGAACCCUACUGCUAAUUCAAAUAGUUCCAUAAAGUCCGUAACCAAGACGUAAGUGCUUCAAUGUCAAUUACAAGUUGAGGUUGGAAAGUGGACUUUGAGGGCAGCGUUAACAAGCUGCAUCAUUGAUCAUCCAUUUCUUUUAUGUACUUUUUGCCCAAUCAAGGGGCUGGCAAGGCGAUGUAAUCAUACAACUUUGCUAAGACUAUGCUUGUUUUACAAUGCAUGUACAAAUUUGUUUCUUUCACUUUUUUGAGAUGUUGUAAAAGUGUGCCACCGGUUUCUAUAACCCCAAACAGACACAAUCCUUUCCGCCCAAAACGGGUAUUAUUUAUUAGUUUUCUAACAGUAACCAGCUGUCUCGCUCUUUUGGAAUCCUUUUGUGUUACCCGAUAUUCGUGCGCUGCAGCCUGCUACUAGACAUUAGGAACGGGUAUUAGUUUCAACCCAAAAUUUAUGUACAUCUCAAGCUUUAUUUUUUAGAGAAAUUAUGUUUGAAUGUGAUUUUAUUGUGACAAUUCGUGACUUUCUGAUUGAUAUAAUUAUCUGGUUGUUUCAUAGUUACAAGUUUUUAUGUGAAUUGUAAAUGCAUCACAUUUUUGAUUCUGAGGUUGAUUU